AUGGCUGCCGCACAAAGGUUAUCUUCGAUUCAGGGCCAUCUCAAGGCUGGUGAUUCUCCAGCGAGACAGGCGCUUCUGUCCAAGAAUCCCGAUGACAUUGUUAUCACACUUGCUGUCCGAACUGCGUUAACCAAAGCUCGCAAGGGAGCUCUCAAGGAUACAGCCAUUGACGAUCUUUUGAUUGCCUUGUUAACUGCCGUUCGCGAGAAAUCCAACCUCGACCCGUCCCUUGUCGAGGAUAUCUGUGUUGGGAAUGUUCUGGCUCCCUCCUCCGCAUACUCUGCCCGCUCCGCUGUCCUAGCAGCUGGCUACCCUGUAACAGCCUCUGCGUCAGUCGCCAACCGCUUCUGUUCGUCCGGGCUGCUCGCCAUUCAGAACAUCGCCAACCAAAUCCAAGCCGGUUCCAUUGAUAUUGGCAUCGGAGUUGGCGCAGAGAGCAUGAGUACAACACCGGAUAAGGGCCCAAUUGCGUUCUCUGAAGCAGUUCUCAACCACCCCAUUGCAUCCCAAAACCAGAUGCCCAUGGGACAAACGUCAGAGAACGUCGCAGGCCAAUUCAACAUCACAAGAGAGCAGCAGGACGAAUUUGCUGCCCGAUCUUACCAGCGUGCCGAAGCGGCCCAGAAAAACGGAUGGGUAGCUGAUGAGAUCGUACCCAUUAAGGUUAAAGUGAAGGAUCCCAAGACCGGUGUAAUUCAAGAAAUUGUCGCGGACAGAGACGAUGGUGUGCGAUAUGGAACCACCGCCGAAGGCCUGAGUAAGAUCCGCCCUGCCUUCCCACAAUGGCAGCCCGGCCGCACGACCGGUGGAAAUGCGUCUCAGAUUACGGACGGUGCCGCUGCGGUGCUCUUGAUGAAGCGGUCCCGUGCACAGGAACUGGGUCAACCCAUCCUUGCCAAAUUUUGCGGCGCGACCGUUGCUGGUCUGGAGCCACGAAUUAUGGGAAUUGGACCCACGCUUGCGAUCCCUAAGCUGAUGGGCAAGCUUGGGCUGCAGAAGGAGGAUGUGGAUAUUUUCGAGAUCAAUGAGGCGUUUGCUUCGAUGGGAGUCUACUGUGUUAAUAAGCUUGGUCUGGACGUCGCCAAAGUUAAUCCACGCGGUGGUGCAAUUGCCCUCGGUCAUCCUCUUGGAUGCACUGGUGCCCGCCAGGUAGUCACUGCGCUAUCCGAGCUUCGGAGACAGAACAAUCGCGUUGCUGUAACGUCUAUGUGUGUUGGAACUGGUAUGGGAAUGGCUAGUGUGUUGGUGUCAGAGCAUUGA
This is a messenger RNA of Paracoccidioides brasiliensis Pb18, 1260 nucleotides long. RefSeq lists its product as uncharacterized. Gene Ontology annotation, cellular component: peroxisome. Gene Ontology annotation, molecular function: acetyl-CoA C-acyltransferase activity. The coding region runs from base 1 to 1260 and encodes 419 amino acids. The record is from RefSeq and is a predicted model, not a curated record. Gene Ontology annotation, biological process: fatty acid beta-oxidation; phenylacetate catabolic process. The transcript has 6 exons.